Molecule: messenger RNA, 1526 nt
Organism: Oldenlandia corymbosa var. corymbosa
Lineage: Eukaryota; Viridiplantae; Streptophyta; Magnoliopsida; Gentianales; Rubiaceae
Source: the annotation of a GenBank genome assembly
AUAAUUAUGGGACGGACGGAGUAUAUAAUUUGAAUGAAAAAUCACCAACAAAGUAGGAGAGUUAAAGAGUAAUUAUUUUUGUACUAAAAAAAGAGUUUUACACAUUUUGUACACCAUAAUUUUUUCCUCUAUAAAUACCGUCUUCUUCCCCACUCUUCUUCACCCAAUUAUCUAUACUUCAUAUUUCUCAAUAUCUCUGUGAUUUAUCAUCAAUCAGUAGCUCUUUCUUCUUCUUCUUCAUCAGAAAACAAUGGCCCCAAUUGCUGUUGGUGACUCCCUUCCCGAUGGAACUUUGGCUUGGUUCGAUGAGAACGAUCAGCUCCAGAGCGUUUCCAUUCACUCUUUGGCAAAAGGCAAAAAGGUCAUCCUUUUCGCCGUUCCCGGAGCCUUCACCCCCACUUGCAGCAUGCAGCAUGUGCCCGGAUUCAUUGAGAGGGCUGAGGAAUUGAAAUCCAAGGGUGUUGGCGAGAUUUUGUGCAUUAGCGUCAAUGAUCCCUUUGUGAUGAAGGCAUGGGCAAAGACUUACCCAGAGAACAAGCAUGUCAAGUUUCUAGCUGAUGGCUCUGGAAAAUACAUUAAGGCCCUCGACCUUGAGCUUGAUCUCUCUGACAAGGGACUUGGCACCCGUUCUCGGAGGUUUGCUAUCUUGGCAGAUGACCUUAAGGUGAAGGUAGCUAACAUUGAAGCUGGAGGAGAAUUCACCGUGUCUGGUGCUGAUGAAAUCAUCAAGGCUCUUUAAAUUUUUUGUUUUCCAUAAUUUAUUUCAAGGAUUUGAAUGCCUUUUGUGGAUUGCCCUAGUAGUAUUCUAUGGAAGCAACCUUUUUUAGUUUGAAUGAAUUGUAGCAUUGUGCUCUGAUGAGAGUACAACUGCUUUGGAUCUCGUGGUUCCUAGUUAUUUCAUACAUAUAUUAUAAGAUAAACAUCUCUGGCUCUGUCUCGUGAUUCUCUCCUUCAGCAAGAUUAUUCCUUCUUGUUUUUGUUGUGGAAUAGUAUGUUUAUUCAUGUCACUUUCACGCGUAUGAGCAUUAAGCAAAUGCCGGCCUGCACCAAUUGAGGUCAGGAUGGUAUCCAUUAUUGUGAUCUUUUACUGAAUGCUUGUUUGAAUGAGGCCAUUAUGAAUUUUGAACUAGAUGGAAUUAUGAGAGCAGUAAUUCUUGUUCAAUAAGGUUUGAUGGUAGGCUUGUGGCCAUUGGUUUGUGUUGUUUCUGCUGUAGAUGGAUUGGUUUAAGAUGAUAGUUUAGACUUUAGAUUGUCGAAUCAAAACAUUGACAACAAGAAGCUCGAUCUUCUUUGAGACGGAAAUGAUUCUCUGGCUGGCUAUGGAAGAUGUCUCUCGUGUCCCAUUUUUUUUAGGCAACACGAGACUCGCGAGAUGCUGAACAAAGAAGAUGGCUUUUCCUGUUGGGGAAUUCGCUGUGUUGAUGCAUUUUGUUUCCUAGAAUCAUAGAAUUUACAGUCUAACCUUCGAGUAAUUGCCAAUUGUGUUUAUUUUGGGAUACUCGGAUCAUCAAUUCAUCAUCUUUGUG